ACGAGCCCGCAUAUGGGCACGGCGCGGAGGCGCGGCCGCGGGGCUCCCCCGAGCCUCCCGCCCCCCGCCGUGCGCUCCCUCCCUCCCUCCCCGGCGCCGCCGUUCGCCGGGAGGCGCCGAGCCGAGGCGUGAGGGAUGCUUUUGUGUGCGAGGGGAGCGGCGGCGAGCGGCGGAGCCAGCGGCUGCGACUGCGGGGCAGGUGGCCGCAGCCCUCUCGGCGGGAGAUGUUGAAUUAGGCGGCCGGAGCCCUUGCGAGCGCGGGGGCAGGGCUCGGCAGCCCGAUGGCGAGCAGCCGGAGCAUCGAGCUGGAGCACUUCGAGGAGCGGGACAAGAGGCAGCAGCGCUCCGGGCCCCGCCGCGGCGGCUCCGGCUCGGGCUCGGGCGGCGGCGGGGGGCCGCGGGGUAACGGGCUGAUCCCCAGCCCGGCGCACAGCGCCCACUGCAGCCUCUACCGGACGCGCACCCUGCAGGCGCUCAGCUCGGAGAAGAAAGCCCGCAAAGCCCGCUUCUACCGCAAUGGGGACAAGUACUUCAAGGGCUUGGUGUACGCCAUCUCCCCCGACCGCUUCCGCUCCUUCGACGCCCUCCUCGCCGAGCUCACCCGCUCCCUGUCGGACAACGUGAACCUGCCCCAGGGCGUCCGCACCAUCUACACCAUCGACGGCAGCAAGAAGCUCACCAGCCUGGACGAGCUGGUGGAAGGUGAAAGUUACGUAUGUGCAUCCAAUGAACCAUAUCGCAAAGUUGAUUAUACCAAGAAUGUCAAUCCAAACUGGUGCGUGAACAUAAGGACUGGGUCUACUCGAUCCUUGACAUCUUUGACAUCCACAAAGAGUGAAGUGAAGGAGAGUAAAGAUUUCAUUAAACCCAAAUUGGUGACUGUUAUUAGGAGUGGAGUAAAACCACGAAAAGCUGUGAGAAUUCUGCUGAAUAAGAAGACUGCUCACUCCUUCGAACAGGUCUUGACUGACAUCACAGAAGCCAUUAAGUUAGAUUCGGGUGUAGUCAAGAGACUUUGUACGCUGGAUGGAAAGCAGGUGACAUGCUUGCAGGACUUCUUUGGAGAUGAUGAUGUCUUCAUUGCAUGUGGACCUGAAAAAUAUCGGUAUGCUCAGGAUGACUUCGUCUUGGAUCACAGCGAAUGCCGUGUUAUGAAGUCAUCUUAUUCCCGAUCAUCUGGCAUGAGGUAUUCUGGGUCCAAAAGUCCAGGACCUUCACGUCGAAGCAAAUCACCUGCCUCAGUAAAGAGGGGUGGCCACUACUCCAGUGCAUAUUCUUCAGCAAAAUCCCCAGUUAAUGGAACCCCAAGCAGUCAAUUAUCCACCCCAAAAUCUACAAAGUCCUCCAGUUCUUCACCAACAAGCCCAGGCAGCUUCCGUGGACUCAAGAUCCCUCCACAUGGUGGAUCUUCUUCCAAUGUGAAUGGUAUACCUGAAUCACUCCGUUGCCAGAGUCCUGAAGGUGUGAAUGGAAACAAGUGCUCAGUGUCAUCCACCAUUCUAGAGAAGUAUAAAGUUGGAAAGGUGAUUGGUGAUGGCAAUUUUGCUGUUGUGAAGGAGUGCAUAGAACGAUCCACAGGAAAGGAGUUUGCACUGAAGAUCAUUGACAAGGCUAAAUGCUGUGGAAAGGAACACCUGAUUGAAAAUGAAGUAUCUAUUCUGCGUCAAGUGAAGCAUCCAAAUAUCAUCAUGCUGAUAGAAGAAAUGGACACCCCAACAGAACUCUAUCUGGUAAUGGAGUUGGUCAAGGGAGGAGACCUAUUUGAUGCUAUCACUUCUUCUACAAAAUACACAGAGCGAGAUGGGAGUGCAAUGGUCUACAAUCUAGCCAGUGCACUCAAAUACCUUCAUGGUCUCAACAUUGUGCACAGAGACAUCAAGCCAGAAAAUCUCCUGGUCUGUGAAUAUCCAGAUGGAACUAAGUCUUUGAAGCUAGGAGACUUUGGACUGGCAACUGUGGUUGAAGGACCUUUAUAUACCGUUUGUGGUACGCCCACAUAUGUGGCUCCAGAAAUCAUUGCAGAGACAGGGUAUGGCUUAAAGGUAGAUAUUUGGGCUGCAGGCGUGAUCACAUACAUACUGUUAUGUGGAUUUCCACCUUUUCGCAGUGAAAACAACCUUCAGGAAGACCUUUUUGAUCAGAUACUCGUUGGGAAGCUGGAAUUCCCUUCGCCCUACUGGGAUAACAUCACUGAUUCAGCAAAGGAGUUAAUUAGCCUGAUGUUACACGUGAAUGCUGAAGCUCGAUAUACAGCUGCACAAAUCCUAAGCCAUCCCUGGGUGUCAGAUGAUGCUUCCCAGGAGAAUAAUAUGCAAGCUGAAGUAACAGGUAAACUGAAGCAGCACUUUAACAACACCCUACCCAAGCAAAAUAACACAUCUGCUGGGGUUUCUGUCAUCAUGAACACAGCUCUAGAUAAAGAGAGUCAGAUUUUCUGCAGCAAGCGCUGUCAGGACUCCGAUAGAGCUGGAAUGGAGACAGCUUCUGCAAUUACUGCUGCAGCUGAUGAUCCUCGUGUGAUUGGGUCCAAGACCCUCCUCCCUGCUGCUUCUGAGCCAGUCAGAUCCCCCUCGCUCCCCACCUCAGUGUCUCCUGAGUUUGCUGGGGAUCAGCCUGGUGUGUAGGACUGAUUAAACCAAGUGCAACUGAAGCUCCCUGCACUCUUGCCACAGUUACUCUUCAUUUCAUAUGAUGGUUCGUUUCCAGUUUUCUUGCACCCUCCCGUGGCAAGCUCAGGGCAGGCUCUGCCACGAGAGACUGAAAUUCUAACGGCGGGUGAACAAAUGUGGUCUUCUGAGUGCUCUUUGCCCUCGGUCUGGAGAACAUCAGUAGGGAGAAAGAUUCUCGUAAUGUUAGAUGAUUUUUAAGUUACCUGUGUUAGUUUAAUUUACUGCAUUCACACAGCCUUGGGCUCUGUAAGUAGACUAACUUAACUGUGUAGCUAACCAUAUUUUUAUAUAGGCAUUUGAGAUGAUGAACAGUUGCCAGGCUUCGCUUCUACCAGCAGGCCCCAUUGCAUUCUUUUGAUGAGGCUUCUCAGAAAAGCAAGAGAGGAAGACAAGGGAAGAAAACUCAUAUUCACCUUCUAUUCUGAUGCCUCUACUUUUAGUCAAGCUUCCACCAAACUUGAAGAGGCAUAUUUUCAUAAAAUAAAUUAGUGAACUAACUGUAAAAUAUCAUGAGGCAAACACUGGAGAUACAGGGAAAGAUGGUAAUUUUUGCAUAAAGUUUGUUUAGACUUGCAGGCUGCAGGGUAGUGUUUAGAUAAUGCGAAUUUAAAUGAAGCGACUUGGGAUAUGAACAUGAGCACUGGACAUUUAUUUGUAAUGAAGACUGGAGUCAAGGAAACCUUUUUGUUCAAGCUGUUUUCUAUCCUAAUCACAAAUGUCGCAUCCACACCUUUCUCCAGAGUCAGGUCACCUAUUAGAUACAACAAAAUGACUUUGGAGCUGUGAACAGAGAGCCUGCUGCACGUCAUCUAAGCUAGGAUGGAUGGAACAGUUCCUAGUUCUAUGGCAAGCUGAUAGAGGAGCUACUACAAAUGGCCUCAAAAAAAAGCUACCCACAAAAAGUAGCUGUCAGAGGUUUGUCAGUGCUAUCCCCCUAUUCACCUGGUGCAGGCACUGGAAACAAGGAUUGGGGAGCAGCCAUCCUUAAUCUGCAGUCACAGUUAGAUGAGGUUUUAUCUUUACCAUACUGCUUAGUUCAAUAUUGUAUCUAUUCAGCUUAUUCUUUUCCUUUGCUUGUUCUUAUGAAUUGGUCAUAGAUCAUUUUCUUUCUUAGCUAUACUUUCUACUAGAAUUGUAAAAGAAAGACCUGCAAUAAACUUUCUAAAAUUAAAACCCUCGGUCAUUUAUUUCUUUGAGAAUUCAGUUAUUUUGUUAGUGGAGACCGACCAUUUAGGUACCUAGCAAGAAGAUUUCAUAAAAUAAAUCCAAGCAUUUCCCAUAACCUUUUAAAGUCCUUUGAUAUGUACGGAAGACAGAGGUAAUACAUGACUGACCAUGAGUAAUUGUCUCUUCAAAAGAUAAAGCAAAGUGCACAAAGUGCCAAUUGAUAACUUAAAGUCCCAGUACAGCUGAGAGAUUUACAGGUAUAUUGACAAAAAAAUGGGUAUGAAAAGUUCAUAAACUAUCAUAAAAAUGUUGGGCUAGGUCAGGACCAAAAAAGUCUGAGUUGCAACUAGUUAUUGUGAGUUAACUUUUUUUUUUUUUAAUGGGAUCACUGGAAUGAUUUCAAGAUUAAGGGAGACUAAGGGAAUGGCCUUUGUAUUAAAUUAUGUACAUUUAUAUUUUUGUACAGUACAACAAUAUGAAGAUAAGCCUAAUCUUACCCAGAAACUAAUGAGAGUCCACAGGAUAGAUAUGUGUAUGCAAUUGGUAAGUUUGGUAAGGAGUCUUGGGCUAAGGUAAAGAAAAGAUGUGUAAUUUCGGAUGGGAUGGGCUAACCCAAACACCUACAGCAAAGAAAGGGAGCCUCUGACAGAGAAGACAGCGACAAGCUACUGAACUGGGAGAUAAAUAAGGAAGUAGCAGCAAAGUGAUGAAGACUGGGUUAUUUUAAGCUCUGUUUUUUUUCUAAGAGGAUGGAUAUUCAGCUGUGUAAGGCCUAGAUACUUAUUUUAUAAAGGAAAAAUUGACACGGAUUAACAGAGAUAGCUAAGAAGUUGUUUGCCACAAAGCCUCAUACCUAUAAUAAAGGAAAGGAUGAAAAUUUAACCGGUAAUCAGCAGUCAGUUGAACCACUGUUUUGCUGCAUAGAAAAAGAGGGUAAAAGGCUUACAAAUCUUUAAGCUCAUGACUGACCAGCACAUGAACAUUUGAAGACAAGUACUUUGAUUCACAGAGGAGAGGCAGCUGAUAGACUAGGCCAAGACACCUACUUAAAAAUAGUGACAACAGCUGGGAAAAAUGAUCAUGUGGCCAACAUACCAGAUAAAAACAUGGGAUAUCUGGGCAAGGUCUUAACUCAGUCCAUGACCAUAGGAAACUUGCAUCACUUCUGCAUGCCUGAAUUUAAUGCCACAGAUGUUAAAGCUAUGGGUAUCACAGUUGAACAUCAAAAUACAGGUGUGUCGGUUAACAAUAAAAUACUUAUGUAAUGAAGACUCCUAAGUCCU
Messenger RNA from Cygnus atratus (black swan), 5119 nucleotides. RefSeq names its product doublecortin like kinase 2 (gene DCLK2). Gene Ontology annotation, molecular function: protein kinase activity; ATP binding. Gene Ontology annotation, biological process: intracellular signal transduction; protein phosphorylation. The coding region runs from base 282 to 2624 and encodes 780 amino acids. The transcript has 17 exons. The record is from RefSeq and is a predicted model, not a curated record. NCBI's taxonomy places the organism in Eukaryota, Metazoa, Chordata, Aves, Anseriformes, Anatidae.